Conger conger (European conger) is the source of this 3724-nucleotide messenger RNA. RefSeq names its product sterol regulatory element binding transcription factor 2 (gene srebf2). The record is from RefSeq and is a predicted model, not a curated record. The transcript is spliced from 18 exons. The coding region runs from base 239 to 3691 and encodes 1150 amino acids. Lineage: Eukaryota; Metazoa; Chordata; Actinopteri; Anguilliformes; Congridae. Gene Ontology annotation, cellular component: nucleus. Gene Ontology annotation, molecular function: RNA polymerase II cis-regulatory region sequence-specific DNA binding; DNA-binding transcription factor activity, RNA polymerase II-specific; protein dimerization activity. Gene Ontology annotation, biological process: positive regulation of cholesterol storage; positive regulation of transcription by RNA polymerase II.
GGCUACGUCUGGCGUGUAAAUGGGUCUUGUAAUACAGUCGGACGCCUCGCCGAGGCAUUUGAAAUUAGUUUCCUUGUUUUGACAGUUUUCCACUUGAUAAAAACAGUAAAGGGUAAUCGCAAAGCUAAAAAUUGCGCGAUUCAUCCCAGGCAAGCCGUACGCCUCGGAGCUUAUUUUCUUCUUGAUUGAUUGAAAUCUCCAGUGGAAGCUGGGAAGCGAAAAGUCGCCGAAAUUUAGAAUGGAGGGUGGGGAGUACAUGUCCUCAAUGGAAAAUAUGGAUCCAACAUUGUCAGAGCUUGGAGACGAAUUUACGCUCGGUGACAUCGACGAGAUGCUCCAGUUCGUCAGCAACCAAGUGGGGGAAUUCCCCGACCUCUUCGAAGACCAAAUGCCCCAGGGGUCUCUCCAGAGUGCUGCUGGGGGUGCCCCACGUUCGACCCCACAGACGCCCCAAACUGUGGUCCUCACCCCAGCCCCCACCCCCACCCCUGCCCCUGCCCCUACCCCUCUGACCCUGCCCCUCACCCCUCCCCAAACCCCCGCCCAGGCCGCACCCCAGCUGCGGUCUCCCCCCCUGCUCCAGCCACGCCCGCCCCCUGUCCAGCAGCUGCAGCCAACCCAGACCCUGCAGGUCCAGACCCAGGCUCUCCCGGUCCCGGCCCAUGCCCUCACUGUUCAGACCCAGAGCUUUCCGGUCCAGACUCAGGCCCAGACUGUGAUGUUCGCCCCGACCCUCACCACCGCCUCCCCAUCGCGCUUCAUCCAGAACCAGGUCAUCUGCCACCAGAGUCCCACCACCAGCUUCCAGGUCCUGCAGCCACAGAUGCAGAGCAUUAUGACAUCACCACAAGUCCAGCCAAUGACAAUCCAGCACCAGCGUGUUCUGACGCCAGCAGGCCAGACCAUACAGACACUGUCCACAGCGCCCUCUGCUGUGCAUACUGUGUCACCGCAGAUGCAACAGGUCCAGCAGGUCCUUGUCCACCAGCCCCAGAUUUUAAAGACCGAUUCCUUGGUGCUGACCACUCUGAAGCCUGAUGGGACUCAGGUUCUGUCUACAAUGCAGAACCCAGCCAGCAUCACCACACUGACCACGCCCAUCCAGACCCUCUCUCAGACUCUAAUGGGCGGAAACAUUCUCACCACCGUACCCGUCAUGAUGGGGGGCGGAGACAAGCUGCCCAUCAAGCAGCUGUCGUCGGGGGUGUCCCACAGCGGCGGUAACGGCAGGGCGGUCCUGGAGCACGGGGGAGGGAUGACGGCCAUGGGUCUCGGGACGGGCAUGAAGGAAGGGGAGAGGAGAACCACCCACAACAUCAUCGAGAAGAGAUACCGCUCCUCCAUCAACGACAAGAUCCUGGAGCUCAGGGACCUGGUCAUGGGCAACGACGCCAAGAUGCACAAGUCGGGAGUGUUGCGGAAGGCCAUUGACUACAUCAAGUAUCUACAGCAGGUCAACCACAAACUGCGGCAGGAGAACCUGGCUCUGAAGAUGUCCAACCCCAAGAACAAGUCCGUCUGUCUGACGGAGGACGUGGAGAUGAAGCCAGAGGUGGUGAUGAUGUCUCCCCCGGCUUCGGACUCCGGUUCCAGUUCCCCCAACCAGUUCUCCCCGUACUGCAUCGACUCGGAACCCGCCAGCCCCUUGCUGGAGCACGAGCAGGUGAAGAGUGAGCCCGACUCUCCCUCCUCCGUCGGCGUGAUGGACCGCUCUCGUCUGCUCCUCUGCGCCCUCACCUUCCUCUGUCUCUCUCUCAACCCCCUGCCCUCGCUCCUGGGGGGGCCCGAUGCUCACGGGGCGGGGCCCGGCUGGGUGGCCGCAGGAGGGGGCCACGGCCCAACCAGGACCCUGUUCGGCCUGCCCAAUCCAACCCAGAACUUUGCUGGCUGGUUGUGGUGCUUGCUGCCCUGGGUGAGUGUGUGGGUGCUGAGUGGUGUGGGGGCGGUGUGGGGCUGUGUCAGAGUGCUGUACCUGUGGGAGCCCAUCACCCCCCUGCACUCCCCCAAAUCCGUCUGCUUCUGGAGACACCGGAAGCAAGCAGACCUCCACCUGCACAGGGGAGACUACGCCGCAGCAGACGCCAGCCUGCAGACCUGUCUCUCCGUCCUCUCCCGGGCCCCCCCCACCUCCAGCCUAGACCUGGCCUGCUCGCUCUCCUGGAACGUGAUUCGCUACUGCCUGCAUCGGCCCACCCCGCUGGGCUGGCUGGUGCGCCAGAUUGGUGGGAGGCACAAGGGGGAGGAGUCUCAGACCAGUGCCCGCGACGCAGCCUUGGUCUACCACCGCCUGAGUCAGCUGCAGCUCACCGGGAAGCUGGCUCAGCGCAGCAGUCUGUGGGGCCUGUCUCUCUCCCUCAGUGCGGUGAAUCUGAGUGAGAGCGCCCAGGCCAAGAUGGCCCCUGCCCAGCAGGCCGAGAUCUACGUCACUGCUGCAACAGCACUCCGAGUCCUGCUGGGGCACCACCUCUCCUGUCUGCCUGGAUACCUGUUGAGCUGUGCCGAAGGCGUGGCCUGUCAGUCAGACUCCAGGCCGCCCCCUGAAUGGUUGCGCUGGCUCUUCACCCCAUUGGGCAGGCAGUUCUUCUUGAGCUGCGAUUGGUCGGUGAAUUCUGAGAGCCGAGAGGGGGUGUACACUUCCCAACGCGAUCCAGCUGACCCCAUCUCCCAGCUGCAUCGCUGCUUCUGCGAGAAGCUACUGGAGAGAGCUGUGCAUUCUCUCAUACAGCCGCACGCCAACGCAGUGUCCAACAAGCGCAGAAAUGACAACGGGGAGUUCUCCAGUGCUUUGGAGUACCUCCAUCUGCUGAACAGCUGUACCGAGGAGCCGCCCACCCCGACCCCGCCUUUCCCUCCCCCAUCCAAUCACAACACCAGGCCAGUGGGAGACCCUGUGUGUCGCUGGUGGGCGUUGGUCCUGAAGGCUGCUGUCCAUUGGCUGCAGGGUGAUGAUGCGGUGGUGAGGUCACUGCUGGCUGAGGCUGAGCGCAUGCCCAGAGCCCUGCACACGUUUGAUCAUCCCUUGCCGAAGGCCGUGUCCCAGCUGUGCAAGGCGGUGCAGCUCAGCCUGACGGCCCAGAAGGGCGAGGGGACGCUGGGGUGCCAGGCGCAUUGCGAGAGGGCCAGCAGCUUCCUCAACAACAGCAUCGCUGUGCCCCUCGCCCCGGCCAAUUGGCUCAACAAGGGGGUGGAGCUUCUGGUGUGCGACCUCCUGCUGACCCUGAGGACCAGCCUGUGGCAGCGCGGGGGCGGGGCCAACGGGGAGCCAGGCCCCGUCCUGAGUUCGCAGCUGGCCGGAUUCCAGAGAGACCUCAGCUCCCUGCGCAGGAUAGGCCAGUGCUACAGGCAGGCUCAACACAAGGUGUUCCUGCACGAGACCACAGUGAGGCUGAUGGCGGGGGCCAGCCCCACCCGCACCCACCAGCUGCUGGAGCACAGCCUCCGACGACGCACUCACAACCCCGAGUCCAGCGCAGAGGGAGAGUGCCUGCCGGGGGAGAGGGAGAGGGCCCACGCCAUCCUGCUGGCCUGCCGUCACCUGCCCCUGCCCCUGCUGACGCCCCCGGGGCACCGCGCGCGGCUGCUGGCCGAGGCCAAGCGCACGCUGGAGCGGGUCGGGGACCGGCGCUCCGUGCAGGACUGCCAGCAGAUCCUGCUCCGACUGAGCGGCGGGACCACCAUCGCUGCCUCCUGAGGACACACAGGGCUUACACACAGAGCCUACACA